Ipomoea triloba (trilobed morning glory) is the source of this 2084-nucleotide messenger RNA. RefSeq names its product BTB/POZ domain-containing protein At3g22104. Bases 288 to 1907 code for a protein of 539 amino acids. The transcript is spliced from 3 exons. The record is from RefSeq and is a predicted model, not a curated record. Gene Ontology annotation, molecular function: protein binding. Lineage: Eukaryota; Viridiplantae; Streptophyta; Magnoliopsida; Solanales; Convolvulaceae.
ACAAAAACCCAUAUUGCUUCACACACACUCCUGUCUCUCUACUUCCCCAAGUUGAGAAACCGCUCAUCUUCUCCACCCAAUUGACUAUUAUACCUGUUUUUGCAAAACCAAGAAUUGACCUUUUCUGCUUGUCUUCAUGCCCUUCUCAGAAUAUGUUGUAUCUCCAAAGCCUUGUGGUGCUCUUUGAGCUUGAAUUUUAACUGGGUUUUCACUUUUCUUGAAGUAGAUUUCAGCUGGGGCUCUGGAUUUGAGGUGGGCCUUUUUGGAGUUCCAAGGGUUUGGGUCAUAUGGAUGUCCCUUGUGAUCUUGAAAUGGAUGUGAAUGGUGAAGAGGUUUUCAUGGUAAACAAGAAUGUUCUGUCUUUUUAUUGCGGGAGAAUUCGCAAAUUGUUUAGCAAAUCGAAGGGCAGGGGGAGUAAUGUGAAGGUGAUUUUCCAUGAUUUUCCCGGAGGGGCUGAGAGUUUUGAGCUAAUCGCGAGGUUCUGCUACAACAAAGGUAAUAUUAGUGUAAACCCGUUUAACGUUUCAGCUCUGUACUGUGGGGCGCAUUUUAUGGAAAUGGAUAAAUGUGACUUUGGGAGCCAAAAUCUGGUUGAUAAAAUGGAGAAAUCGCUGAAAGAUAUUAGAUAUUGGACAUGGUCUGAGCUUGUUGUGGCUUUGAGGCAGUGCCAAAAUUUGGUUCCCGUGGCAAGUUCUUCGGGUAUGCUCGAUAGAUACCUCGAUUCUCUGAUCGGGAGGGUAGCUUCGUCUUGUGAAGCAAGUCCGUGUCCUUCUGCCUCUUCCCCCGAGAGUGGCGGUUUUCGUUUGUCCUGUGACACUAGAAGCACUGAGAGCUUGAGAACUAGCAUCUUUCGAACAACAACGUGGUGGUUUGAUGAUCUUGCAAGUUUCGAGCCCUUUCUGUUCGAAAUGCUGAUUAAGCAAAUGGUGUCCAAGAACUUUGAUCAUAUAGUUCUGAGUAAAUUUAUCUUUUACUACCAAAAAACGAAGUUCGCUGCUGCAACAACAACGGGCGAGAAAUCCAAAAUCAUGGAGACAGUUAUCGGGAUGCUUUAUUUGCUUGACUCGAGUGCUGUUCCCUGCAAGAAUCUAUUCGUGAUGCUCCGGGUUUCUGCGCACUUAAACAUGAGCAAAUGCUGCAGAAACAAGCUGCAAAGCAUGAUCGGUUCGCAGUUAGACCACGCGACGUUAGACAAUUUGCUACUUCCAUCGCCUCUUGGGACGAGCUAUUUAUAUGAUGUAAAUUCUGUUCUUAAGUUUCUGAAAUCAUUUCUUAGCAGAGGAGCUUGUUCUGUGCCAUUGACUCGACUAAAGAAAGUCGCCCACUUGAUGGACUUGUAUGUAGCAGAAGUAGCACCUGAUCCUCGUUUAAAACCGGCUAAAUUCCUCGCCCUAAUAAGGUCGUUGCCCGAUUCUGCUAGAGACUCUCAUGACAGAAUUUAUCACGCAAUGGAUAUGUAUCUGGAGGUUCAUUCAGGAUUACCCGAAGAAGAAAAGAUGACAAUCUGUUGUGAACUGAAUUACGAGAAGCUCUCAACCGAAGCUCGCAACCAUCUUGCCCAGAACAACAAAUUUCCAUCAAAAUCUGCAGUGCAAGCUCUGAUUUCCCAGCAAUCCAAGCUCAAAAGCCUGCUCCAGAAAACCAAUCAAGACUCCCCGUGUCGUUUCCAGAGAACCGAGAGUCUGAAAAAGGAUGACCAAGGCUGUGAACAAAUCGUCCUCUACGCCCGAAAACUCGAUCUUUCAACCCAGAACGACAACCUCAGAGCGCAUUUGCAAGGUAUGCAAUGGAGAGUAAUGGAACUGGAGAGAGUCUGCCGGAAAAUGCAGAUUCAAAUGACAAAGAUCAUGAAAUCGAGACUCACAAGCCAAACCAAUCCCAGAUCUUUACCUAGGCUUUGCUCAUGAUCUGAAACUAUCUACUAUGCACAUUUAUAUGCUCCUUAUUCUUUUCGAACAUGCACAAUAUAUGUACAUAUCAUAUAAAAUUAGCUGUACUCAUCUGUUCUGUUCUUGUUAGGAUCAAACGUUUACCACUACACCAAAACCUAUAUCUAAUAGCAAAGGCGAAAUUUUAUUUUCUUA